UAUAAUGAAGGCGACGCAUUCAUAUACAUUGUAUAUGUCUCCAUUCCUUUUCUUGAGCAGACUAUUUUUCCACUUUCCACCACGUUGGUAAAAUAUGACAUGUUUAAAGCGAAAUACCAGCCGAAAAAAAAUCACACAAAAAAUUAGAGGAGGAGAAUUAUUUUUCGACUCUGCAAAGCAGCUUACGUUUUAUAAUAUUGAACGUACUUCAAUUAUUUUUUCACAAUAUUGACCUGUAUUUAGAUUACACUUGCGCGUCGUUUUGACUUUUUAUAAUUGGUGCGAACAUCGUUUUAAUUCCAUUGAAGUGUUAUUUGAUUUCAGCAACUAAGACUUGCUUAUAACGUUUAAAGGUUCAAUUUGAAGACACUAAAAAGCAAGAGAGGUCCUUAUUUGACUGAGGAUGUGUCUUUAAAAAUUCCAAGAAAAGUCAGAAACAAUGGCUUUCGACUCGUGCAUAUGUGGAACCAAGCAAUAAUCUCUCCUCUGAUAACGGAAAAGAUAGAAUCAAUAUUGUCUGCAAAAAAGAAGGAAGAUUCUCCUGAAGGAGGGAUUACUAAAUGUCAUCAAUCGAUUUCCUUCAGAAACAACCCACAUUUGGUGUUAAAAAGGUCAUGAAAUGCUUACUAUAAAGAGCAACGUUAUUGCAUCCAGAAUACGACUGAGAGUUGAUGAAAAAGUCCGAAAUUUCUACGCGUCCGAUCAUUAGAAAAUACUUAUAAUUGAAACCACUCACGUAGCUAGCGCGUAGCUUACAUAACAUUUGUGGGUUUUAUUCUAAAAUAGUGAAAUCUUAGCUUCUUUUUACCAGCAAAAUCUUCAUACAACUGACCAUAAAUGGAAUACAAGCGUGAAAAGUGUCUCAAAAUAGCCACACUUUCUGUUUUUAUCGCCCUUCUAAUCUACCUUCUAGUCGGGUCCCUUCUUCUGUUUACCAUUUAUGGAGGGGAGGGCAAAGUCACCUCUGAGAGGGCAGAUUACAACACUAUCGUGGGGGACUUCAAAGAGGAAUUGAAGGGUUGUUACGAUGCCUUUCUGGCUACGUCGGAACUUUCGACAGAGUAUUCAAAUAGCAGUAGGGUGCGAGACCGAGACUGGUUCCUCUCCUGUUCGGGGGACUCGGCCAGUGUGUUGGCAGCCUCCCUCUUCCACCCCUACCAUACCAGAGUGACCAAACAAGUGUCCCUUCUGCAGACCACAUCUGCCGCCAUUGGUCUCACUCUGUCAUUCGACGAGAGUCACAUUUGUGUCGAAGAACAAACUGAUCGGAACUGUCUGUUCAUCUUAGCAAUAAUUUCCGUAUUUGGAAUAAUCUUUAAUGCCAUUCUUGCCGUUCUCGUGAGUAUUCUCGCCUCGACACGACUGGCGUUUCUCGCGGACCGCAUUCCUUUCAAGGAAAUCUGCAAACAAGUCGUGACACUUUCAUUCACGUGGAUCAUACUCGAAAUUUCCGCGAUUUGUAUAACGUCAAUGAUGGUGUUUCUUGUCAUCAGUAUUUUCGGCUUGGAAGAAACGUUCUAUUUCGACAAUCUGAUUGCUGUUAUGAAUUAUUUUGUUCUCUCACACGCCAAAUACGAUGAAAUUGGUACCUCGAUGGUAAUUCAUUUAGCAAUCACUGACAUUUCUUUGAAGUUGGCCGCUGUUUUCAACUUCUACCUGACCUUGACGAUGUUGCUCCUGGUUCUUAGACGAUUCAGCGAAAAGUACAAAUCAGCUUUCAUUUCAGCUACAUUAGGCUCGACGUCAACCUGUGCAUGUUGCAGUAGACCUCGAAAGGCAGCUGAAAUGUACAACGGAACACUCACCAAUGGAAACACCCUCCCGCUACCCUUAACCCUACCGUGCGGAAACCACACCCAACAUCAUCACUAUAGAACCCUCACCUUGACCGCUUCUAACACACUGAACAACACUCUGAAUUUAAGCCAGAACACUUUGGUCGGAAUUCCCGGAGGCGGCGAGCCCACGGAUGUCUCCCCCAUUGAAACCAGCAACAAAUCAACUAAUAGUGGGGACUUUCUAUCGUCCGGAUCCCAUAGCGAACAUCAAUUGAACACCGAGAAUCAUCAGGCACGACCAUUGCCGACGUUGCCAAGAACCUCCAAAGGUAACAACAAAGAUUCUCCGGACCAUCGGUACUCGACGUCGCCGACAUCCGUAGUCACAAAACUGCAACCUGGAAGCUCUAACAGCACCACCCCCGAGCACUUGUCGUAUCCGGUCCCGAUGCACGAGAUGGAUCAAAUUUACGCCGAGUGGUUUUCGGAAGAGCUAAGCGACUAUUACUCUAUGCCGGAGAAAAAAGCAAGGCUAGCUCAGAUAGAUUCUUGCCAGAAUAGUUCUACUAACUCUUCAUUAUGCUAACUGAUACAUUACUUUUUGUCUUUAACAUCAGAAACUAUGGAUAUCUAAAUGCCUAUGAUGAAAAAGGCAGUUUCUUUAUCAUCGAAACUGAAACACAUCAGAGAAACAAAAUUUUGUGUGUUGUAGAUUUAUGUAGAAAAUUGUACCAAAAAAUAGCUUGCCUGCAGUUUAGAGACUAAUUUAAAAACUUUUGAUUCG
This is a messenger RNA of Symsagittifera roscoffensis, 2562 nucleotides long. RefSeq lists its product as uncharacterized. The transcript is spliced from 5 exons. The record is from RefSeq and is a predicted model, not a curated record. Lineage: Eukaryota; Metazoa; Xenacoelomorpha; Acoela; Convolutidae. The coding region runs from base 838 to 2364 and encodes 508 amino acids.